Ictalurus furcatus (blue catfish) is the source of this 5123-nucleotide messenger RNA. RefSeq names its product G-protein-signaling modulator 2. The coding region runs from base 591 to 1628 and encodes 345 amino acids. The record is from RefSeq and is a predicted model, not a curated record. NCBI's taxonomy places the organism in Eukaryota, Metazoa, Chordata, Actinopteri, Siluriformes, Ictaluridae. Gene Ontology annotation, biological process: regulation of inflammatory response. The transcript has 5 exons. Gene Ontology annotation, molecular function: GTPase regulator activity; protein binding.
GCGCUUCUUGUUUUUGCUGGCAGACAACAGGAAGUAUGCAAAACCACAGGUUCUUUUGCUUUUGUCGAGCAAGCAGGCAACUAGUUUCAACUUGCAAGCGUGCUGUCAAGUAUGCGUAAACCACGACUCCAUGCUUAUAAAUCAUCAUGUUCUUUCUGAAAGCCUCAUAUGAAGCCUUAGAUGAACUUAUGCGUUAAUUACCGGUCUAAUGCUUUCGGCUAUUUCUCACGGAACAACGAGACUCAGGUUACUAGCGUUUUGAAACGUUAUUGACCAAGUCAGUAGGGGUGGGUUGGGGUAGAGAAAGGAAGAGGAAGAAAGUCAGAAAAAGCAGCCUGAGUGCGAAACUCAGAACUUGCUAACACAUCAGUGCUCAGCUAUCUAAUGUGAUUCUUUUUCGGAAGGAAAACUUGGCAGGUGUGAAUUUAAUAUGAAGCGUCUAUUUUCGUUUGGCGGCAAAGGACGAAGCCAAUGAAGGCUACCCACGAGAUACAGUCUAGAGGACAUUAUUUCAACAUUUCAGGGUCUGGAAGACGCUUAGGGUUCCCAUAUCCUCUGGAUGACUGAAGGACAUAGCAGUGGAUUCUGACAUGGACUGUGCGGAGGUCAAAGGUCAAAUCCCAGCGGAGGAACAGCUGGAGCCACUGGUUAUCCUCGAGGAAGGGGACGAGCUGGACGAUUUCACACAUAUCUCUGCGAGAGGGAAAGGCGUACUAAGAGUGAAGAAGGAAAACAUGGAAGACACGAUUAAGGGAAGUUCGGAGGGAAGUACAGAUUCUAAAAACGAUGUGGAAGUGGAAAGUCAGCAAAAGGAAGGGCUGGAAUACAUAAACCAAAAGAUCGAGGGAGUGACAGAAACCGAGGAGAACCCAGAAGUGAAAAGAGUCCAAACCAGACCUGGAUUAGUGAUGGAGAAGGCAGAAGAGGAGAUGGAGGGAUUGAAGACAAAAGCAGUGCCUAAAGAAGAGUCACUUGCUGAUAGCCAGCCUUCUGCCAAACUACGACCCAGGGACCGACUCAGUCCUGAAGAUGCUCAGCAAAAGGUCCACAGAUUAUCCCCAGAUUCUCCUGACGCUCUCUACGAGCUACUUUGCGCUUUGCAAGAGGGCCGUCGGCUCAACGACCAGCGCUGCUCCUUCACACUGCAGCCACGCCGGAGGUGCCACUCGGAGCCUGGAACCCCACGCCACAACCAUAAAGUGGUCUUCUCAUCCAUGACGUCGCUGCAGAAGGAGGAGUUCUUCGACCUGGUGGCUACCUCCCAGGCUCGAAGGCUGGAUGACCAGCGUGCUGCUUUUCAGGGCUCUUCCCCAGAAACCCCGGCGCGUUUGCCUCAGGAGCCUCGGCGUUCCUCCAGCGCCCCUGAGACUUUCUCUCAGCCCAGACCCAAAUCGAGGAGAAGCAGCUGGAAGGUCAUGGAGUUUGGCCAGUCCGUUCCCAAACCAGCAGCAAAGGAGGAACUCUACAACAUGAUCCUAAGCUCACAAGCACAGGGCCGUUUGGAGGAGCAGCGAAGCAAAGCACCAGGCCCUAUGGAUGAUGAAGAUUUCUUCUCCCUGCUGUUGAAGGUCCAGGGAGGCCGUCUAGACGAGCAGAGAACAGAGCUUCCCGUAGCACUUCGGUAUUAAAAGAGACGCUGGCUAACACGUCUGAAUAUUGAAAAAGGGUGUUAUUUCGGGUUUUGCCUGAAAUAUGUCUUUUAGUUACUUUUUUAACUUGCUUUUUGUUUAAAAUGAUGUAAUUUAUGAUUGUCUGAGCCUCAAGUAUGUUUUAGAAAUUGUUGGUGUUCCCAUGGAUUUUAAUAUUUGAGCGAUGUAACUUGAGUGUUAACUGUAGAACGUUUUUUUAUAAGAAGCGCUAGGGUCAACACUUGAGCUGAGCGAACCGUUGCACAUGGUUGCAACAGGCGUUUAAUAUUUGCUGAUGUUUUUCACUGUUGGUGUUUGCUUUAGGGAGGCGUGAAAAAGAGCUUAGAGGAACAGAGGGUGCAGACUUUUAGAAGUGUGAAUGGUGCAAAGCAGUGAAAGACCAAGAGCUGAAGCACAAUGGGGUACAUUAUAUAAGAAGUAAGGCAAGACACUGUAAGUGAAUGGGGUCAUUAUAAUUAUCAUUAUUAUUUUUUAUUAUUAAUAACAAUAACAAUAAUAAUAAUAGAUCUAACAAUGAAUAUUUGACAGUUGAUUGCUGAUAGGGCGUACGGUGGCUUGGUGUUUAGCACGGUCGCCUCACACCUCCAGGGUCGGGGGUUCGAGUCCCACCGUGGCCCUGUGUGUGUGGAGUUUGCAUGUUCUCCCCGUGCUGCGGGGGUUUCCUCCGGGUACUCCGGUUUCCUCCCCCAGUCCAAAGACAUGCAUGGUAGGCUGAUUGGCAUGUCCAAAGUGUCCGUAGUGUAUGAAUGGGUGUGUGAGUGUGUGAGUGAUUGUGCCCUGCGAUGGAUUGGCACCCUGUCCAGGGUGUACCCCACCUCAUGCCCCAUCAUACUCCCUGGGAUAGGCUCCAGGUUUCCCCGCGACCCUGAAAAGGAUAAAGUGGUAUAGAAAAUGGAAGGAUGAUUGCUGAUAUUCUUACAGAUAUUGAAACUUUUUCAAAAAUCCAUUUGCCAAAUUAUUCAUGCAUAAAUCUGCAUACAAAAUCUAGCAUCUUUUGAUGUUGUUAAAAUUAAUAUAAAAUUAAAAAAAAAAAAUUCAUGGAGUUUAUUUCACUAUGGAGACACUCUCAAGUGAAAGACUUUUACAGAAAAGUUUGUUGAAUUUUUUUAAUUAUUAUUAUUAUUAUUGUUAACCGAGAAAACACACUGUUAUGAAAUGAUUUUAUGCCAUUUUCAGUAUAAAAUCGACAUUUUGGGAUAUUCUUCUGCAGUAAGGCUUAAAUUAGGAAUAGGAACGAACGAGGGUAAGUCACCUAGAAACUGAUUGUGAGGAAGAAAAAAAAAAAAGAAAGUACAUUGUGGUGUUAAUGUUAACGUGUUGCAACUUGAGUUUGAUUGAUGUGUAUAUCAUUAUGACCCAAAAUUGACAUGAUUUCAAGGAUAUAUGACAUGCUGUGAUUGUGGAAAGUAGGCGGAGCUUCAUCAAAGUCGCUUAGUUGCUAACAAAAUCAGUGAUAUGAACACUUUUCUGUUGAGUUGUGAGUUUCUUUUUUUUUAUUACUGCAGUUUAAGAGACGUUAUACAAACAUUAUUGACCAGAAUGAUCUUUUCUACCUAGUGUCUUGCCUUAAAGUGAUGCCUAACAGACGUAGCCAGUUGUAGACCAUUAUAUUGCAGCAGUCCAUUUUCGAGACAUUCGAGUCAAGUAUGAUGAGCGGCUCAAAUUCUCUAUAAAGUUAAUAAUAAAGCUCAUCAACAGGUCCGACCGCUUCCUCUUCGCUAGACGUAAAACCAAUCUUUGUUACUGAUCGUAAUAAAUCUAAUCGUUAUACUGAUACCAGAUAGGACUGGUAUGACUUGUGACUGGUGGUUAUGGUUACAGUGUGUAUGAGAAAUGUGAGACUUUUUUUUUUCUUUUUUUUUUAAAAUCAGCACAAAAGUCACACCAGCCAGCAUUCUUCUAAAGUGUGAAAGCAGUCUUAGUUUUGUUCAAGAGUCACGAAGCUAACGAAGCCGACAAGCCACCAGUUUAGCAUGGUGCACACUGCAUGUCUGAAGCAUUGCACAAUUUCUUUCUGGAUUCGUUCAGUGUCUCAAAUAGACUUGUUCCUCUCUUGUUAUCUUUUUUUUUUUUUUAAUGAUAAAAAAAAAGACGUUAUUAGCUGUAUCAUAGUUCCAUCUCAAAGCGGAGUCACUUUCUUCCUCAGUGCGAAAAAGGGUUAACUCUAACCCUAACCCUAACCCUCACACCUCCAGGGUCGGGGGUUCGAUUCCCACCGUUGCCCUGUGUGUGUGUGCGGAGUUUGCAUGUUCUCCCCGUGCUGCGGGGGUUUCCUCCGGGUACUCCGGUUUCCUCCCCCAGUCCAAAGACAUGCAUGGUAGUCUGAUUGGCAAGUCCAAAGUGUCCGUAGUGUAUGAAUGGGUGUGUGAGUGUGUAUGUGAUUGUGCCCUGCGAUGGAUUGGCACCCUGUCCAGGAUGUACCCCGCCUUGUACCCGAUGCUCCCUGGGAUAGGCUCCAGGUUUCCCCGUGACCCUGAAGGAAGGAUAAGCGGUAUAGAAGACGGAUGGAUGGAUGGAUGGAUAUAUUCAGUGAUUUUAUGAAAGUAUUUUAUGAAAUAUUUUAUGUUACCGAGGCACUGAGUGUGUGAGGACUUAGACAUGCAUUUUUGCACAGUGUUAAAACGGUAGCUAGAAGUUUCCUUUACUUACAUAUAAUCGAAUACAUUCGAAUUAGCUCGUAAUUACGUCGUUUUUCGAACUGAGCUACAAAGAGGGCGAAAAAAAAACGUGGACGCCAGCUAACUCUCAGGAACGAUGUAUAGUUUCCUCCUCAAAACAGCGAUCUAUACAGUCAAUGUUAUAGAUUUAACAAGCGAAUAUAUUGAUUAAUCUAAAGCAAAUACUUGUAUAUACAGUAUAAGGUAAGACGGGUUACAUUGUUGAAGGGGAAGGAGGAGUUUUCGAGUUACGCUGUUUUAGUUGAACGUAUCAUUACCCACAUUAACCUUGUAGCUCUAGAACAAAACUAAAGAAGCAAACUCGUCGUGGAUUAUUGGCUAAAGUUAUCGAGAAAAGUGGAAAAUUAUAUCGUUUGUAUUUUCGGGGUAAACUAUGACAUUAAAACACAAGAUUCUUGUAUUCAAGCUAAAAAUUACUGAGAAGAGUUUGAUAAACCUCUGAUAAAAGUCGUUUUUGAGUAGCAAAAUUCAUGAUUUGUAUGAUUUUCCUUCAUCAGUUUUUUUAGGGUAUUUAAGCGGUUUAAUAACGUGAAAGCAUUGCGAAUUAAACUAGAAUGUAGACUACAUACGCAGAAUAGGAGGUCUUGCACUACUUCACGGUGUUGCCAAGUUUAAUGAACUAAAGUGAUUAGCUUUAUACAUUUAUUAUUAAUUACUAAUCCCGUUCUGCAUCUGUCCUUUACAGUGUAGGAUACUUGACCCGUUAUGCUACUUAAUAGAGAAAAAGCCAAACACCAUCAUUGUUUUGUUGUGCACAGAAAAGACUGUUCCUUAAUUAAAAUGAUUAAUGAAGUCA